Messenger RNA from Elephantulus edwardii (Cape elephant shrew), 3367 nucleotides. RefSeq names its product kelch-like family member 1 (gene KLHL1). Bases 49 to 2280 code for a protein of 743 amino acids. NCBI's taxonomy places the organism in Eukaryota, Metazoa, Chordata, Mammalia, Macroscelidea, Macroscelididae. Gene Ontology annotation, molecular function: protein binding. The record is from RefSeq and is a predicted model, not a curated record. The transcript is spliced from 11 exons.
GUCUCCACGUCUGUGAGCUGCAGUCUCUUUGUCCUCUUUGCGUAAAGCAUGUCAGGCUCUGGGCGAAAAGACUUCGAUGUGAAACACAUUCUGCGACUCCGCUGGAAACUCUUCAGCCAUCCUUCUCCUUCCUCUAGUGGCCCGGCGGGAGGCAGUUGCCUGCAACAGGAUGGCAGUGGCAGCUUUGAGCACUGGGGGCCCAGCCAGAGUCGCCUACUCAAGAACCAAGAAAGAGGGAGCAUGAGCACUUUCUGGAAGAAGGCCUCUUCUUCCUCCUCCUCUUCUUCCUCCUCUUCCUUCAACCCUCUCAAUGGCACCCUGUUGCCUGUAGCCACAAGGCUGCAGCCAGGGGCCCCUGGACAGGGCCCCCAGCAGCCUUCCCGGACACUCUACUAUGUGGAGUCUCUAGAGGAGGAGGUGGUGUCAGACAUGGACUUUCCUGGACAACAAGAAAAGGGGCUGGUCCUGCAGGAGCUCAAAGUGGAGCCAGCCCACUCGAGCCAGGCAACAGGUGAAGGAUGUGGACACAGAUUGUCGGCAAACAGCCAUUCUCUGACACCUCAAAGUGACAUGGACUCUAGUAGCUCCGAAGAAUUCUAUCAGGCAGUUCAUCACGCAGAACAAACUUUCAGAAAAAUGGAAAAUUACUUGAAGCAACAGCAACUCUGUGACGUUAUCCUCAUUGUUGGGAACCGAAAGAUCCCCGCACAUCGGCUUGUUCUGAGUUCGGUCUCUGACUACUUUGCUGCCAUGUUUACAAGUGAUGUUUGUGAAGCCAAGCAAGAAGAGAUCAAGAUGGAAGGCAUAGACCCCAAUGCCCUCUGGGACCUUGUCCAAUUUGCAUACACAGGUUGCUUAGAGUUAAAGGAAGACACCAUUGAAAAUCUCCUUGCUGCAGCGUGCCUUCUUCAGCUUCCUCAAGUAGUAGAAGUAUGCUGCCACUUUCUCAUGAAGCUUUUACAUCCUUCUAACUGUUUAGGAAUCCGAGCCUUUGCAGAUGCUCAAGGAUGCAUUGAAUUAAUGAAAGUGGCCCAUAGCUACACAAUGGAAAACAUAAUGGAAGUUAUCAGAAAUCAAGAGUUCUUACUCCUUCCAGCUGAAGAACUCCAUAAACUCCUUGCCAGUGAUGAUGUCAAUGUCCCUGAUGAAGAAACCAUCUUCCAUGCACUGAUGAUGUGGGUCAAGUAUGACACACAGAGGAGAUGCAAUGACCUAAGUAUGCUACUCGCCUUUAUAAGACUGCCACUGCUUCCACCACAGAUAUUGGCUGAUCUAGAGAACCAUGCAUUAUUUAAGAAUGAUUUGGAAUGUCAAAAGCUGAUUCUGGAAGCAAUGAAAUACCAUCUGUUGCCAGAAAGAAGAACUUUAAUGCAAAGUCCCAGAACUAAACCUAGAAAAUCGACAGUUGGAACUCUGUAUGCUGUAGGAGGAAUGGAUAACAACAAAGGAGCUACAACUAUAGAGAAAUAUGAUCUCAGAACAAAUUUGUGGAUCCAGGCGGGAAUUAUGAAUGGCAGGAGGUUGCAGUUUGGCGUGGCUGUUAUUGAUGACAAACUCUUUGUAAUUGGAGGUCGAGAUGGUUUAAAGACUUUGAACACUGUUGAAUGUUACAAUCCAAAAACCAAGACAUGGACAGUCUUACCCCCAAUGUCAACACAUAGGCAUGGUUUAGGUGUAACAGUACUUGAAGGCCCUAUCUAUGCUGUGGGAGGCCAUGAUGGUUGGAGCUACCUGAACACAGUGGAGAGGUGGGAUCCUCAGAGUCAGCAGUGGACAUUUGUAGCCAGUAUGUCCAUUGCCCGCAGCACAGUUGGUGUAGCAGCAUUAAAUGGCAAGUUAUAUUCAGUUGGAGGUCGUGAUGGAAGUUCCUGCUUGAGUUCAAUGGAAUACUAUGACCCCCAUACAAACAAGUGGAAUAUGUGUGCUCCUAUGUGCAAGCGGAGAGGUGGUGUUGGAGUGGCCACUUGUGAUGGAUUUCUCUAUGCAGUCGGAGGUCAUGAUGCACCAGCUUCAAAUCACUGUUCACGACUACUAGAUUAUGUGGAGAGGUAUGAUCCCAAAACAGACACAUGGACCAUGGUGGCUCCUUUGAGUAUGCCUAGAGAUGCUGUUGGAGUCUGUCUCCUUGGUGACAGAUUAUAUGCUGUUGGUGGCUAUGAUGGGCAGACAUACCUCAACACAAUGGAAUCAUAUGAUCCACAAACUAAUGAGUGGACACAGAUGGCUUCUUUGAAUAUUGGAAGAGCUGGCGCCUGUGUGGUAGUCAUCAAGCAACCUUGACUUAUUCCUAUUUCCAGGAAUUUUAUUUGCUGGAAAGGUUAUUUUUAUAUCAGAUGACAAGAAUGAGAACUGCUUAAAAAUUCUUCAAGGACAAGGAUUUCUGUAGAUUUCCCUGCUGAUGUUAAAGGCAGUAGAAAAUCAAAUGGAACUGUAGGAAACAAGAAAACAUCAAAACGUUAGAGUAAUAACGUCUGGCCAUGUUGUAGUUAGUACAGGAAUGGUUGUUGGUAAUUUGUUCUGUAUUGUAGCAUACAAUAACUAGAGUUACCAAAGGCUUGCUUUUCUUGAUUAAUUAAAAUAUAUCCCAAUAUUUGUGAUAUGGAUAAUUUCAUGACCACUAACCAUUCAGUCACUUUGUAAUCUGUGGCAAAAUCUAUGAAGUUGCCAAGAGUAAAAGACAUGUUAUUUCAUCGAAUUAAAUAUGCCGGGGUUACUGUUUUCCCAAUGAGAUAUAGUCAUAAAAGGAGGCAGAAAGAUUUUUUUAAAACAUAAAUGCUACUUUCUCAUUUUCCUAAGCCAAAAUGACAAUUAUAGAAACAGAUUCAUGUGUGUAUCUUGCAUUCAGGAAACAAAUUUUCCUGCAAAUUAAAGCUGCAUAUUUCAUCUGAGUUGAUGGUUAAAUUUCUUGCAACUGUGUUAGCAAUCAAAGGCUGGCAAGAACAAAGGCUUGUUUCAGUUAGGCUUGCCACAUUACUUUGCUUUAUAAACACACUGAGCCAAAGAAUCAGUAUAAUAUUGGGCUUUUGCCUUAUGUUGAGUUCAGUGUGAGCAUGGGAGCUACUCAUUCUGAAUGUUGAACAUACCCAUUGCAUGUCAAAGUCCUUUAGAAUUUUGUUCUUGCACACAGAAAACAAUUAUAAAGCAAAAAUUUAGAUUUUAAGAGGAAAGAAAUAUAUGGACCACUAAAUUGGAAUGUUUCUGACCGUUGUUACCAGGCAUUCCUUUCUUUUCAAAGUUAUUACAUUGCUGGACACAUCAUUUUAAGUCAAAUGUUUGUAAUCAUUCAAACCAUAAAAAGAAAACAUUUGAAAAGUCUUUAAUUGAUCCAUAUGAAUUUUAAAUAAUUAAUAAAUGAUAGAAAAUUUGC